GUUCCCCCUUCUUCUAUAAGGGCUUUGUGACCAUGAUCUUGAAGUGCUCAAUUGAAAUGCCAAACAUUAGUUAUGCUUGGAAAGAACUUAAAGAGCAACUGGGUGAGGAAAUUGAUUCCAAAGUGAAGGGAAUGGUGUUUCUCAAAGGAAAGCAGGGUGUUUGCUUCGAUGUGCCCACUGCAGCAGUGCCAGAAAUACAGGAAAAAUGGCAUGAUUCACGGCGCUGGCAGCUCUCUGUGGCCACAGAGCAACCAGAGCUGGAAGGACCACGGGAAGGAUACCGAGGCUUCAGGGGACAGCGGGAAAGCAGCCGAGGCUUCAGGGGACAGCGGGAUGGAAACAGAAGCUCCAGGGGACAGCGAGAAAGAAAUAGAAGCUUCAGAGGACAGCGAUCAAGUGGUGGAAACAAAAAUAACAGAUCCCAAAACAGAGGCCAGAAACGGAGUUUUAGUAAAGCAUUUCGUCAGUAAUUUAGAGGAUUUAUAUGGCAAAAACAAUUGUGUUUGUCAACAUUGAACUGAAUAUUAGUUUUAAUACAAAAUUAAAAGCACAUUGUAUUUCCUUCCUGACCACUUGCCCAGUACCCAUCUCUUCCAGAGAAAGAAGUUUAAUCUGAAUUAUUUCAUAUGAUGGUUAUCAUUUCUAACUUUAUUGCUACUUCUGUAUCAGGUUUUCCUUUUGAAAAGAUGUAUGAAUUCAUUACAUUUUAUUCUAAUGUAUUGUCUAUAGAUUACAAGGUAAAAUCAAGCAUGUAUCUGCCUAUACUUUUUCAAAGUGACCUGUCUUUAUACUUAAAAGUCUCUUAAUAGUGUCCUUCCCUAAAUUUCUAUGGGGAAUGCAACAGUCCUUGGAGAAGCACUUUGAGUAGUCGAAGCUUUGCUGUGUAAUUGCUGUUCCUCAGCUGUCUGCCUAACCGUGGUCUUAUGUUGAGAAUUAAUACUGAGCAAUGUUUUGAAACAAGAUUUCAAAGUUAGCUAGGAUGUAACAGUUUAUGUUAGCAUAUGAUCUCGUUUAAAGGAUGGUGAUGCAUUUGGUAGGAGACAUUAUAUAGUUAGCCAUUGUGUGCAUUUUGAUACAUUUUUAGCUUCUCAGUAUAAGGUGAUUCAUGCUUCAGUGAAUUCUUCACAGAUUUUAUCCAUCUAUGUAUGUGUGUGUAUAUAUAAAGAAGUAUUUUAGAAAGGAAGUAUCCCUGAGGAGUUCCAUACAGGUAAGAUGGCCCCAUAGCUUUCUUCAUAAGUAAGGAGGGUGCAUGAAUGGUGCUUGAUGAUGAUGUAUUCCACUUACUAUUGGAAGAUUAACAUUAUUUACCAAGAAGGAAUUAAGGGAGUAGGGGCCGGAGAUUUGCAUUGCUGAGUCAAAAAACCCACUCAAAAUAUUUUUCACAUGCAAGAAGGAAACCGUUUGUAUCUGUUGAGGGGGAAGAGAAGAACCAGGAACAAUACAUGCCAAAGCAUUUUUUUUUUAAACUAAGGUAUCAUUAAUAAACGAUCUUACAAAGUUUUCACAGGAACAACAUUGUGGUUUCAGCAUUCACCCAUCCCCCACUCCCACCCCCACUAUUGCAGUCACUUGUCUAUCAGUGUAGUAAGAUGCUAUAGAGUUACUAGUCUUCUCUGUGCUGUAUUGCCUUCCCCAAGACUUACAUAUAUUGUGAUUGCUAAUUAUAGUGCCCCUUAAUUCCCUUCUGCCUUUCAGCCCUUCCCACCCUCUCCACCCCCUUCCCUUGGUUACCACUAGUCCCUUCUUGGAGUCCGUGAGUCUGCUGCUGUUUGGUUCCUAAGGUUUUGCCUUGUUAUAUGCUACAAAUGAGUGAAAUCAUUUGGCACUUGUCUUUCUCUGCCUGGCUUAUUUCACUGAGCAUAGUACCCUCUAGCUCCAUCCAUGUUGUUGCAAAAUGGUAGGAUUUGUUUUCUUAAGGCUGAGUAAUAUUCCAUUGUGUAUAUGUACCACAUCUUUGUCCAUUCAUCUGUUGAUGGACACUUAGGUUGCUUCCGUAUCUUGGCUAUUGUAAAUAUUGCUGCGGUAAAACUGGGGUGCAUAUACUAAAGCAUUCUUUUAAUGGUGAAAACUGAAUGGGUUAUUAGUGUUUCUAGAGGUUAACUUCUGAUGUGCAGACUGGGAUUUUUAGGUAGAAUGAUGCAAAUUAGUUUCUCAAAGGCCUAGUUCCUAUAGUAGCAAUGUAGGAUCUGUUUCUAUUAGACUGCUAUUCUAUUGAAAGGUUUUGGCUGCUUAGAGACUUCAUCUGAAGACAGACUCUAGGUGGUUACUUUAAGUUGUUGCUUUGAGAGAACUAAAGAACUUAAUAUAGUAGCCCUGGCCAGAUAACUCUUGAGUUCUCAAAUACUUCUCUGGGAAACUUUCUGCAUGGUGCAGGAGCUCAGGUGUGGCAUUGUCUUCUCACCUUAACUCCUAGAAAUUCUGUACUGAGGAUCUCAGGGAAUAAACAUGCUAGAAGUUAAAAUACAUGGCCUGUCUUGUUCUCAUUUAAUUAUUUUGAACAACUGAAAUCUUUCUUGGCCCUGGUUUCUUUUCCUUGAUUAGGUUUUUAUAUCUAAUUUUCUUCACCUAAUCACUUUACACUAAGACUCAGAUAGCCAACUCAACUCUGACUCUUGAGUCAAUGUCCUUUUUCUAUUCAGACUUCAGUUCUAUCCUUGAAUCCUGACACAAUGUUUCUAUGUUCUCAGAAAUUCUCUUGGCUUUUAUUCCUUGAUGCACUUGACAGUUUUAUUUUUUUUCCUACUCAGUGGCUUCCCAUUGAGCCACAGGGAUUUAGGGAAAGAUACUUGACAGACAACUCAUGUGCCUUGUGGAUUUCAAUUUAUUUAUUCUACUCCAGUUUUGCUCAAAUACUGAGCUUACUUAGUAACCAAAAUAUUGCACAGUUUGGAUAGGAAUGGGCACCUUUUGAAGCAGGUUAAAAGGAUGCUAUCAGUCCUUCAGGAAGGAACAGCUAAAACCUUGAUAUGGGUUAGCCUAAUGAAAAAUAAUUGGGUAUAAAUCAAGAGUAAGGGAAGAUGAAUGGAAUUUCACUUAUCGUUAUUUUAAAGAAAAUGUGGCCGUUUUAAUAAGUGAAGCUCAAGUUUCUUCUGGAUCCUGGACUUCAAACCAUAUAAUAUAAUUAGCCACUGUUUGGCUUAUUGGACUAGCCUGAGAAAUGCUAUCCUUUUUACUAUUUUCUACAGAGAAAAUAUUUUCCAAUCAAAUAGCUCAAUGAACUUUAAAAUACAAUCCACUUUUAUGUUGGAGCUUCUGUGCUGCAGUUUUCUUUACAGUUGUAUAUAAAAUGUUUUUACUGUAAUGAGUUAAUGUGUAAAAUACUGCUUUAUGCAAUAAUAAAGAUAUUAGUACUUAUAA
Molecule: messenger RNA, 3357 nt
Organism: Manis javanica (Malayan pangolin)
Lineage: Eukaryota; Metazoa; Chordata; Mammalia; Pholidota; Manidae
Source: RefSeq, a predicted model, not a curated record